Pseudovirgaria hyperparasitica is the source of this 684-nucleotide messenger RNA. RefSeq lists its product as uncharacterized. The record is from RefSeq and is a predicted model, not a curated record. Bases 1 to 684 code for a protein of 227 amino acids. The transcript is spliced from 2 exons. Lineage: Eukaryota; Fungi; Ascomycota; Dothideomycetes; Acrospermales; Acrospermaceae.
AUGACUUCCUCAUAUCAUCCGAACUCGCUAGGUGGCGAGGACGCCCGGUCCAAGCACUUCUCCCAAAGCGACACAUACUAUGACAGCAGAUACGACUCCUCUCCGCGUGCCGCAUCCUCCGAUUACCCUCGAAGCUACUAUCCAGCACACCGUGGGCGUUCUAGACGCCGAAGACCAAGUUCCAUUAUAUCCAGUGAUUCUUCAUCAGAUUCUCCCUCUCCACUGCGUACCCGGUCACGGUCACGCCGUCGGCACCACAGGCCAAGAUCUGUCUCCAGACGCCGCCACACUGAAGAUGUCGCCACCAAAGAAGAAAAGUCUUGGUACAACAAGAAAUCUUUGUGGACCGGGCUCGCAACCAUCGCUACUAUCGCCUCCCUUGUGCCAUCCGCAAUGGCGGUGAAGCAGACUGGGCGCUCAGCACGAGCGACGGAGAAAAGUGCUGCGGCAGUGACCAAAAGUGCUCGAGCGACAUUGCAGAGUGCCAAUGCUACGAAGAUGAGUGCCGGUGCCUCCAUGCUAGGUGCCAGAGCGGCUAUCAACAGUGGCGUUGCACAAGGCCAUAUGGACUUCGAUGGACGAUACACUGGUCCUGCGACUCAUAUGAGUGCCAGGAAGGCGAUUGACAACGGAGGGUAUCCACCACCUCUUCAAAGGGCUGUUGGCAUGACACGCCUUUCAUGA